UGUGCGCUUGAAGGAAGCAAAAAUAUCGCAAACGGGAAAUUUAUCACCCCAAAAGUUGUAACUUAAGAGUGUUUAAUAAUCAUAAUUGAUUAUAAGUUCUAUUGUGCUUCGUGUUGAAGCGAAUGGUACAAAAAGAAGUAUUAUAUACUAGGCGAACCAGAGAGGACAUUCUACCAAUCAUCUAGAAGUGCUAGUAGGUGGUGAACCAUUAUGGCUGAUAUUGUAUACCCACCCGGAUGUCGACCUAUAAACGAAGAUCUCGGACCGGAUGAGUUGAUCCGGCGACUGAAAACGUUAACACACACACUGCAGGCCAUGGGUCAGGACGAGGGCAUGUACACUCAGUACAUUCCAUUGGCGGUACAUUUGGCAGAUGAUAAUUUCCUGCAGCAUCCGUCCAGGGAUGUACAAUUGCUGAUUGCUUGCUGCAUUGCCGACGUAUUACGUGUAUACGCACCCGAAGCUCCGUAUAAGGAUCAAGAUCAGAUAAAAGGAAUUUUCUUAUUCUUGAUCAAGCAAUUGAAUGGUUUGAAAGACCCGAAGGACCCUGCAUUCAAGCGAUACUUUUAUUUGCUGGAGAACUUAGCCUACGUUAAGUCUUUCAACAUGUGCUUCGAGCUUGAAGACUGCCAGGAAAUUUUUUGCACCUUGUUUAGCUUGAUGUUUAAAAUUGUCAAUGACGAGCACAGCAGCAAAGUGAAAUCAUUUAUGCUGGACGUACUUUGUCCACUGAUCACAGAAUCGGAUUCCGUAUCGUACGAUUUGCUGGAUUUAAUAUUCAUCAACAUUGUGGAACCAUUGCGCACGCAGAGGAAAAAUGCUUACCAUUUGGCCAAAGACUUGAUCGUGAAAACGAGUGACACGUUAGAAUCAUACACGCAGGCAUUUUUCAAUCAAAUUCUCAUUCUAGACAAGUACGAAAAGCAGUACCAGAUAAUGUCAAAAAUCUAUGAUGUCAUCUACGAGUUGAAUGUGAUCAGUCCUAGCAUACUCCUCUCGGUCCUUCCUCAGCUAGAAUGUAAGCUCAAGUCCGCACAGGAGAACGAACGAUUGAAAGCCGUUUCUCUACUGGCAAGAAUGUUCUCGGAAAAAGAUUCUUCAUUGGCCAAACAAUACGGUCCACUAUGGCGACAGUUUCUCGGUAGAUUCUACGACAUUGCUGUUCCUAUUCGAAUUAAAUGUGUUCAAAGUACGAUGCAUUUCCUAUUGAAUCACCCACAUCUCAGAAAGGACAUAAUUGAUAUUUUGAAGGUACGUCAACACGAUUCUGACGAAACGGUCCGCUACGAGGUAGUAAUGGCCAUAGUUGAAACAGCGAAACGAGAUUUUCAGAUUGUAUCCGAGUCGGAGGAUCUGCUAGAGUUUGUAAAAGAACGAACGUUGGAUAAAAAGUACAAAAUCCGUAAGGAAGCGAUGAAUGGGCUAGCAAUGAUCUACAAAAAAUAUUUGAGUGACAGUAAUGUUCCGGAAGCAACCAAAAAGGCGGUGAAUUGGAUAAAGGAUAAAAUUUUGCAUGGAUAUUAUAUGACUGGUAUCGAAGAUCGGUUGCUUGUAGAGCGUCUUCUGAUCACUUGUUUGGUACCAUAUCAACUUCCUGCAGAGGAUCGAAUGAAGAAAUUAUAUCAAUUGUUGGGAACAAUAGAUGAAAACGCGACGAAGGCAUUCAUCGAGCUACAGAAAAACCAACUAAAAGUGCGUCGCAGCGUUGCUGAGUGGAUUAAACUGCAUCGAAUCAAAGAGAUCACACUCAACAUUCAGAAAGAUAUGAAUGCAAAAUGCGCCAAUAUCGCUAAACAACUUCCGGAACCGAUCAAAGCUCAAGAGUUUUUGCUCAAGUUCAGCGCUCAAAUGCGUAAAGAUCCUAAACUGAUCUCCGAAAUGGAAAUUAUUUUGAAACGAGAUGUCACUUGCAAGGAAUGUGCCGAUACAAUGGCAAUUGUGUUGAAGAAACUAGGACAACCUAUCAUGACUAACACGUAUUACAAUACGGUAAAAAUGUUGCUGGAACGAAUCGCUUCAGUUAUGGUAGACAAACAAUCCAUUGGAAUUCUGAUUGAACUCAUUCAAGAAUGUAUGAACGGUUCAGAAGUCAUUGAUGAGGUCAGCUUACCGUCAGAAUCAGCUGGAGAGCGCGGUCUUAAACUGCUCACCGUGCUUGCAUACGUAUUUUCAGCCCACUUUCAGCACGAGGAAAUUCUGCGCCAUAUGAUAGGGUUGUUAAAUUUUGAUGAAGAAUACGUUGCACCUUACGUUCUGAAAGCUUUCACAUAUCUUGGACGAUACAAACCCAUUAUCGAGUCUCAUUUGGAAAUAGUGAAGGAACUUGGUCCCAUUUGCAAAGAAUUUGCUGUUGCUGGUUCACCGAAACAAGCAAAGCACGCAAUCCGAUGUAUGUUUGUUAAUACGCAAACUAGUGAUCCAAAUGUGGAUACAAGCGUAGACAUUUUUCCGGAAAUUGUAGAAUCGUUUAAGCUCACCUUAAACCCAGAAAAUGAACACUAUCGUACGGCAAUUGUUAGUCUGGGUCAUAUUGCCUACAAUUUACCCGACAAAUUCCAUGUACAAAUCAAAAAUAUAAUCUCACGAAAAAUAGUCAAAGAGCUGUUGGUGAAGGAGACCUCCAACAACAGAUCUGACGUGCCCACUAUGGAUUGGUGUGAUGAAGACGAUCUUCCGGAGGAGACACGGUGCAAAGUGGAAGGUCUAAAAACAAUGGCUCGUUGGUUACUCGGUCUUAAAAAAGAUGUCCUAUCGGCGCAGAAAACGUUCCGAAUGCUUAAUGCAUUCAUCAGCAAGAAAGGUGAUCUACUCGAACAGGGAACUCUUUCAUCGGCUGAAAAAUCAUGGUUGCGGCUAAGUGCGGGCAAAGCAAUGCUUAAAAUUUGCGAGCAGAAAGGCGUUGGAGAUCAGUACAUAGUGGAACAAUUCUACAACCUUUCACAGCUGAUGUCGGAUCCGGUUAUUGAGGUACGUGACAUAUUCGUCAAAAAAUUGCACAAAGGUCUGAACAAAGGAAUUCCUCACAAGUGUCUACCGUUGGACUUUAUGGGAUACUACGUACUAGCAGGACGUGAAGCAGACAGAAAGCUCCAGCAGCAGAUUAAAACUAACAUUGAAACAGACGUCAAUCGCCGAAGAGAGUACGUCAAAACUUUUGCUACAGUGGAGCGCGCAAUGAGUCAACUUCCUCAUAUUCUACCAGACUAUAUGUUGGUUUUUGCUGUACCAGUAUUAACUCACGAUCCCCGUUUCACGCGACACACGGAUCCGGCCCAGCUGCGACAAAUUGAACGUUGCCUAUGGCUUAUUUUAGAACCAUUAGUUACUAACAAAGAGUUCUUCUGUUUUGGCUUUUAUAAAAAUUUGAUUGAGCGAAUGAAAAAUCAUAAAGAUGCUCUUAAACCUGACGAUGAGGAAACUAAUCAAAAAAUGUGGGCUAUAUGUGACGUAGCACUUGGAUUGAUUCUGACCAAAGUGAACACAUACGAUGGACGAGAUUUUCCAGUAGAUGCACGCAUUCCGUCUAUGUACUUUCAAACACAAUCCGAGAAUUUCCAUAAUACCAGAUUGUACAUACCAGAGGACAUGUAUAACCUGACCGGAUCAAAUUCUGCCUCCACAAAGAAAGCUCUUGCAGGAUCGAAUGACCGAAAAAAAGCAUCCAGCUUAAAACAUAUGGCUAACAGCGAAGGAAACGAAGAUGGACCGGAAGAUCUGGAUGAAGACACCGGAGCUGAAGACGACGGGCCACCGACGAAAAAAAUGUAUGCUAGUAGAAACGAUGAAGAUUAAUCGCAUACUGGAAGCGGUUGCAUCUAAUGAGUAAAAUGUUUAAAUCAUAGGACUACGAAGGUUUAUCAUUUUUUUUUCUGAAAGUAGUAUGCAUGAACUACAUGAAUACUUUUUAUCGAUUCGUGUUUAAAUUUAGGUCCAAUCGUAAAGUAAGUAUGCAGUUAGUAAGCAACAAAUUAUAUUUUAUAAAGUUGCAUUAUUAUUUAUAAAAUUGGACCUGCAUGAUGUCUGUAUUGAAAAUCGAAAUUGCAUUCUUUAGUUUCUCGUUCAGAUGAAAAGGAAAUUUCGAAAAUCCUUGUUAGACACGAUAAGGUAGGAUAUAAAGUGAAUAAAGAUAUUGCAAUCAAUCGUAAUACGGAA
Ochlerotatus camptorhynchus is the source of this 4152-nucleotide messenger RNA. It is a transcript of the gene pds5, whose product is annotated as cohesin associated factor B pds5. NCBI's taxonomy places the organism in Eukaryota, Metazoa, Arthropoda, Insecta, Diptera, Culicidae. Gene Ontology annotation, biological process: DNA repair; mitotic sister chromatid cohesion. Gene Ontology annotation, cellular component: chromatin; nucleus. The transcript is spliced from 9 exons. The record is from RefSeq and is a predicted model, not a curated record. Bases 211 to 3792 code for a protein of 1193 amino acids.